CGGUCUAUUUAUCGUUGCAUCGUUCCGUGUGACAGCGUUUGUGUCUGCGCUGUGUGGUUUUGGUGAGAAUAAUCUCGAAAUAUACGUCUAAAAUGCAGUCGGUAACGGCAAGAGGAGGGGGCGACAAAUCAUCUUAUAAAGACAAAGAUAAACCGGCGCAAGUUCGUCAGAGUAACAUUACUGCAGCGAAAGCUGUUUCAGAUGCUAUCCGCACCAGUCUCGGUCCUCGCGGUAUGGAUAAAAUGAUCCAGUCUGCUAAUGGGGAUGUAACGAUCACCAACGACGGAGCAACCAUCUUGAAACAGAUGCAAGUUCUGCAUCCGGCCGCAAAAAUGUUGGUGGAACUCUCCAAGGCGCAAGAUGUGGAAGCUGGUGAUGGCACAACAUCUGUGGUCGUCAUUGCUGGGAGUCUCCUUGAUGCGGCUGCCAAACUCCUUCUCAAAGGCAUUCAUCCAACAACCAUAUCUGAGUCGUUCCAGAAAUCGGCAGCCAUGGCUGUGCAAGUUCUCAAGGGCAUGUCUGUCCCUUUGGACCUCUCUGAUAGAGAGAGCCUCCUCAAAAGUGCCUCUACCGCACUCAACUCAAAGGUUGUUUCUCAGCAUUCUGCUCAACUGGCACCCAUUGCAGUAGAUGCAGUGCUCAGGGUCAUCCAUCCUGCAAAGGACACUAAUGUCGACCUUAACGAUAUCAAGGUCAUCAAGAAACUGGGGGGCACUGUAGAGGACACUGAGCUGGUGGAUGGACUGGUGUUUACUCAGCAUCUGGCAGGCUCUGGGGGACCCCACAAGGUGGAAAAAGCACGAGUUGGACUCAUCCAAUUCUGCAUUUCACCUCCCAAGACUGAUAUGGACCACCAGGUUAUAGUGAGCGAUUAUGCAGCAAUGGAUCGUGUCCUGAGAGAGGAACGUGCUUACAUUCUCAACAUUGUCAAGCAGAUAAAGAAGGCUGGCUGUAAUGUGCUCCUCGUUCAGAAAUCCAUCCUCAGGGAUGCCUUGUCUGACCUUGCGCUGCAUUUCCUUGCCAAGUUGAAGAUCAUGGUGGUGAAGGACAUUGAGCGGGAAGACGUAGAGUUUGUCUGUCGCAGCUUGGGUUGCCGUCCCGUUGCAUCUCUGGACCACUUCACUGCAGACACCUUGGGCUCGGCUGACCUUGCAGAAGAGAUCACGACGGGAAGUGCCAAGUACAUCAAGGUAACAGGAGUGGCCAAUCCUGGUAAGACUGUCACCAUCCUGGUAAGAGGCUCCAACAAGCUGGUUCUGGAAGAAGCGGCUCGUUCGUUGCACGAUGCCCUGUGUGUUGUGAGGUGCCUCGUUAAGAACAGAGCCCUGAUAGCGGGAGGAGGUGCACCUGAGAUGGAACUGUCACUCCAACUCACUGAGCAGUCUCGUCUUCUUACGGGGUUGGAUGCCUACUGCGUGCGGGCAUUUGCGGAAGCCCUUGAAGUGGUGCCCUACACACUGGCGGAGAAUGCUGGACUAAACCCCAUUGCAACAGUUACGGAACUGCGCAACAGGCACGCGGAGGGCGAGAAGCAGGCAGGCAUCAACGUCCGUAAGGGAUCAGUGACCAACAUCUUGGAGGAAAAUGUUGUUCAACCCCUCCUGGUGUCAACAAGUGCCAUCACUCUCGCUGCAGAAACUGUAAGGAGCAUCCUCAAGAUCGAUGACAUCGUGCAAUCUGUUCGCUGAUUAAUUUAAUGUUCUUUUACCGCAUUAUUUGAGCCAAAUAAAAGCUUGCUUUUGUUA
Ornithodoros turicata is the source of this 1745-nucleotide messenger RNA. RefSeq names its product T-complex protein 1 subunit delta-like (gene CCT4). NCBI's taxonomy places the organism in Eukaryota, Metazoa, Arthropoda, Arachnida, Ixodida, Argasidae. The record is from RefSeq and is a predicted model, not a curated record. Gene Ontology annotation, biological process: protein folding. Gene Ontology annotation, cellular component: chaperonin-containing T-complex. Gene Ontology annotation, molecular function: ATP binding; ATP-dependent protein folding chaperone; ATP hydrolysis activity. The transcript is spliced from 11 exons. Bases 93 to 1688 code for a protein of 531 amino acids.